CGCCCACGGAAUGACCGCCCAAGGGGAUCCGAAGUAGAUGCUGUCUGGAGGUGGAGACGCGUUGCAAGAAUCUGAUUGGCUUCUCUAGUCAGAGCCUCGUAGAGGGUGGGGCGAGGCCUGCAAGGGGCGGAGCUUAUGUCGAGGGGGCCACCCGGCGCCGGCUUGAGAAAUGGAUGCUCGGCGGAUGUGCAGGCGCCGGGGGCGGGGAAAGCACUUGCUCAGCAGCGCGCUGGCUCCGCCUGGGACCCGGCGGGAGCGCUGGGCCGCCCUCUUCCUCCCGUGCUGGCGCUGGGCUGAGCCCCGGGCUGAGAAACUGAGUUGGUUCUGAGCUCCCUGUUUGGUUUUUGGGCGGCGGCAGCCGGAGGAGGAACAUGGCGCUCGUCGGCAACGGAGCAGAGUUGGAAGUGGACGAGGACAUCUUUGAAGAUGCUUUGGAAACCCUCUCUGUGCCUUCUCGUGUAGAUAUGGCAACAAGCAGCCAGCACUUCUCAUCAUUUGAUUCAAAACAGGCACCGGGACAGCACCGAACAUCUAAUGUGAAAAGGUCGCUGUCAACUAAGGUGGAUCUUAGGAGUGGCCUCGAAGAAUGUGCAAUGGCAUUGAACUUAUUUCUAAGUAACAAAUUUACAGAUGCCUUAGAAUUGCUUCGACCAUGGGCUAAGGAGAGCAUGUACCAUGCCUUGGGCUACAGUACCAUUGUGGUGUUGCAGGCUGUCAUGACCUUCGAGCAACAGGACAUCCAAAACGGCAUUUCUGCCAUGAAGGACGCCUUACAAACCUGCCAAAAAUACAGGAAGAAAUGCACAGUUGUAGAGUCUUUCUCAAGUCUUCUUUCAAGAGGAUCUUUGGAACAGCUGACUGAAGAGGAAAUGCAUGCUGAAAUCUGUUAUGCCGAGUGCCUCCUACAGAAAGCAGCCCUCACGUUUGUGCAGGAUGAAAAUAUGAUCAACUUCAUCAAAGGUGGACUCAAAAUUAGAACAAGUUACCAAAUAUAUAAAGAAUGUCUUUCAAUCCUGCAUGUAAUUCAGAAGAACAAGGUUGAGCAGCAGUUCUUCUAUGAGUUUGAAGGGGGUGUCAAGCUUGGAAUAGGGGCCUUUAAUUUGAUGCUGUCCCUUUUACCAGCACGGAUUAUCAGACUACUAGAAUUUAUAGGAUUUUCUGGAAAUAGGGAGUUGGGCAUCCUGCAGUUACGGGAAGGCGCCUUAGGAAGAAGCAUGAGGUCUCCACUAUGCUGCUUAACUAUACUAGCUUUUCAUACUUACAUCUCCCUGAUACUUGGUACGGGAGAAGUGAAUGUUGUGGAAGCAGAGAGUCUCCUUGAACCCUACCUCCAGCAGUUUCCAAAUGGCUCCCUUGUGUUGUUCUAUCAUGGCCGGAUAGAGCUGCUAAAAGGCAAUGUGGAAGAGGCACAAGAGAUAUUUCGAAAAUGCAUUUCAGUUCAAGAAGAAUGGAAACAGUUUCACCAUCUCUGUUACUGGGAGCUGAUGUGGAUUUUUGUAUUCCAACAAAACUGGAGGGAGGCAUAUUACUAUUCAGAUCUGCUUUGCAAAGAGAGUAAAUGGUCCAAGGCAACAUAUGUGUUCUUAAAAGCUGCAAUUUUGAGUAUGCUUCCAGAAGAGGAUGUGGUAGCAACUAAAGAGGAUGUGGUAACUUUAUUCAGACAGGUGGAUGGCUUGAAGCAGAGAAUUGCUGGGAAAUCAAUCCCUACUGAGAAGUUUGCUGUGAGGAAGGCUCGACGCUACUCUCCCUCGUUGCCAGCACCCGUGAAGCUCGUUUUGCCUGCCCUGGAAAUGAUGUAUGUUUGGAAUGGUUUUCCACUAGUGAGUAAAAGAAAAGACCUUUCUGAAAAUCUGUUGGUAACUGUGGAAAAGGCCGAGGCAGCACUACAAAGUGAGAACUCCAGUGACUACUCCGUAGAUGACGACUGCCUAGUGAAACUGCUAAAAGGAUGCUGCCUGAAGAACUUACAGCGGCCCUUGCAAGCAGAAUUGUGCUUCAAUCACGUUGUCCAAAGUGAAAAGCUACUGAAGUAUGACCACUACCUAGUGCCAUUUACUCUGUUUGAAUUGGCAUUUUUGUAUAAAAACCAAGGAGAAAUUGACAAGGCCAUAAAGGUCCUAGAAACUGCAAGAAAUAACUACAAAGAUUACUCGCUGGAGUCCAGACUACACUUCAGAAUUCAGGCAGCUCUUCACCUCUGGAAAAAAUCGUCUUCAGAUUGAUCAGAACAUGAAGGAUGGAUUUUUCUCUCAAUUCAUACUGGUGUCUACUAUAGAUUAGGCCUCGUAUUAAAGUGAAAAAAUGAUCUUGUGAAUGAGAGACAGAAAACUAAUUUUGCUGUCAAUGUUUUCUAUAAUUUGUGUGGUUUACUCUUGGUCUACUUAAGUUUUUUUUUUCUCUAUGGAAUGAUGGUCAGUAAUAUCUUGAAAACUCUUAUAUUUUGCAUCUUCAGAAGGAAUUUCAUAUUAAUUUGGAGAGUGAAGAAGUCUUUUAAAGGACUCACAGGUACAAUAAAGUCUAAAUAGAUUAUAUAUUUUUUUAAAUGUGGAAAUGAAUAUCAUGUAAGUAGUAAAUGGCUUAUAACCUGAGCCAUAUUUAGAUUUGUUGGGCAGUUAAACUUCAGAGAUAGUUUGUUGCCUAGAAUUUAAGUUUCAGAAACAAAAUAAGAAAAACCUACAUUGAAAAAUAGCUUAAUCAUUUUCAGAAAACUCCUGAAAAAGACAAGUAAUGGGUGUGAACAGGACAGGUAACAUAGGUAAUUGGUUGAAAGACCUGUAUCUAGAAAAGAUGAGAUGUUAUUAUUGUUUUUUAUUCUUCAUAUAAGUUAAAGGUGAUAUUUUUGAGAGACUAUCCUGUUUUUGAAUGUACUCAAGUCUGUCAUUACUAUAACAAAAAUCAAAAAACUCCAUGUAUCUAAAGGGAAAAUUUAUAUUUUAGAUUAUCCUCAACCUUAAUCGUGAGAGCUAAAAAAUAUACAUUGAUUAUUUUUCUUAUAAAGUUCCUGCUGCUUUAAAUGAUAUAUAAAAUAUCAAUAAUUUUUACACUCAUAAUGUUGGUGUGUAAGGUCUAGUUUUCUAAUCUUUCUAGCACUGUGAUGUUUCCUUGUAAAUAUCUGGACUGUGCUUAUCCUUUAAUUUGCAUACACAAUCAGGGCAUAGAGUGGAAGAGAGCCCGACUCUGUAUGGUGCUGGGUCUGCUGUCACCAGUUACCAGGGUGACCUUUAGGGAGUGUCGUGCUCUCUCCAUCACCGUAUUUUCCUCAUCUGUGAAAUGGAAAAAGAACAGAUGACUUCCAAGGUCGCUUUCAGUUUUAUAAUUGUAGGUCAGUGUCUUAGGUAUUUAUUUUCAGCAACCAAUGUUAAAAUGUUUAAUCCAAACCAUUCCCACUUACUGUGUGUUUUAUUUUACAAUCACCACUGCCUCCACCCCUGCACCCCCACCCCAGCUCUCCAAUAUGUAUAUGCAGCGGCUCAGGACAAUAUUGCAUACAGAGAGACAAAAAAAACGAUGUAUGAAUCGAUGAAUCAGAAUUUUGUCUUAUUUUUGUUAUGAAGAAUACCUUGUCCUGGAAGCCUCUGCAGUUGAACAAAAACAGCCCCAGACUGGCAGUCAGGAGCCCUGCUCUGUUAGUUAAUAGUUCCUCAACAUGGAGCAAGUCAUCCACCCUUUUUAGGACUCAGUUUCCCCAAUGCAACACAGAGCUUGGCAUUUGUGAGGGCUCAAUGGAAUAACAUGCGUGGUAGCUUUUUUGCAAAUUGAAAGGUUGUGUGAAUAUGAGUUGUUGUAAUAUUAUGAUUUUUAUGUACAGAUUACAGUAUCAAAACUAAAGUAUUGGCUGAGUCUGUGGUCUCUGAUGUAAAGUGAAAGAAGCAUGGAGAUUCAGACAAGUUUGGAUUUAUUCAGUGUUUAGCACUGACAUGAGCUCACGUUGUGAAUUUGCGCCUUGAUGUUUAUUUCCUGUUAUAAGAGGCUGUGGGCUUCCCAGGUGAUGCUCGUGGUGAAGCACUCACCUGGCAAUGCAGGAGACAUAAGAGAUGUGGAUUCGACCUGUGGGCUGGGAAGAUCCCAUGGAGGAGGGCUUGGCAACCCAGCUCCAGUAUUUCUUGCCUGGAGAAUCCCAUGGACAGCGGAGCCUGGUGGGCUAUGGUCCAUAGGGUCGCAAAGAAUUGGACAUGACAGAAAUGACUUCUCACACAUGCACGCAUGCCUAAGAGCCUGUGUUCAGCAGGUAUUUGAUCUUAUUUUCUUCACCGUACUAAUUCUUGGCCAAUAUUGAGGAUGUAUUUCCAAUGGAAAAUGAUGAAUUCAACUCUAGUCAGAAUACCACCCUUUCAGAUAAUAUAGGUGGUAGAUUUCCUCACAUGCUAUUAAUAUGAAUUAUAAAACUUUACGUGAGGACCAAAGAGGAAAUAAAUUAACUGCCAUUACAAUUAGUAGUGGAAAAUCUGUUCAACAAUUUCUUUAAAUAUUACUUGGGAAAAAAGUUUCCAAAUUCCUUAGAAGAGUUUUGGUAGCAUUAUUUUUUUUUAAUUAAAAAAAAAAAAAAGCUCAUUGCUUUUGUGAGAAGCUGUGAGUCAGAGCAAAAGUAAGUAAAAAAAAAUGCUGUUUCUGAUGUAAAAUGGAAAUGGUUUAAGUUAAUGGAGGUUAUUUUUGUUUUAACUCAGCAUUACCAGAACAAAUAUAAAAAAUUAAUAUCUCCCAUUAAGAUUUUUCCUUUGUUAUUUGCUCUUAUUAUAUUUGUAUUUUUAUUUCCUAUCUGCUACCCUAUCCAAUGGAUUUUUAAGUGUUGUAGUAUCAUUAAUGCUACAAAUAUUCAUCUGUUUCCUGCCAUGUUCAAGAUACCAUGGCAACACUAGUUUCUUGUGACCUCUGCUAAUACUGCAUUUAUGGAGUUAUUUUGUGACUCAGGGUGUUCUGUGAAGAAUGAGUCCUGAAAUGACAAUGUUUUAUCUGCUGUUUUAAGGGGCAUUUGUGGGCUGCCAAUGUGUCUGACAGCUGGUGCAGUUUGUGUAAUUCUUGGUACAAUUGCCUUUAAAUUUUUUUUUUUUUUUUUAAUGAAAAGCCAGAGAUUGGCUUUAUGUAAACUUAAGAUCCCUUGGAGAAAGGAAUGGCUACCCACUCCAAUAUCCUUGCCUAGAGAAUUCCAUGGACAGUGGAACCUGGCAGGCUACAAUCCAUGGGGUCGCAAAGAGUCAGAGAUGACUCAGCAACUAACAGACACAAACUUAAGACUUAAAUAGAUUAGCCUUUGUAAUUUUGGUGACAAGGAAAGCAUGAUUUCUGCUUGACAAUGGAAGAUCAACUGUAUCAGCUCUUAUAUGAACAUAUGUUUUAAUGUUUCUUUGCUUCUCUGGAUACCAGAAGGUCCCAAGUUAUAAAGGAAAAGGAGGUUCAUUGAUUCUUUGUCUCUACUAUAAGUGAGUAGAAGCUGUGGAUGAAUUCCAGAUUAAUCAGCGUCAAAGAUUAUUAAUCAUUGAAACAACAAGAGUAUAACAAUCUCUUUUGCAAAGGAGUGAGUUUAGCAGAGCUAUGUGACGAUCAUUCCUACCUGACCUGGAAGCUUAUGGUUUGAGCUUUGAGGUCACUGUCUUUGUUCGGACUCAAAUCAGUGGGAUUGUGUAAAGAAGAAAGUUACCACCUUUCAAAGAAAAGUGUUUUCUCUUUUGAAGCUACUUUUAGAGGCAGUUACAUUGUGAUAGGCACUAAUGGUUGCUGCUGUUAAUACUCAUUAUGAUUUCCCUUCUCAUCCAUUCUUUAAACUGAGUCUGUUGAUGUUUCUGAAUAGAGAUUUUUCUUCAUUUGAAUUUUAAAAAUAAUUUCAAAAAGAUCUUUAUGGUCAACUGAAAAAAUUUCUGGCAUUAUUCUGAUUAAUUCUUCAUUAAUUUUUUUUGUAUUUCUGUUUUUUCUAACUUAAUCCAUAUUUGUAAAUCAUAAAUUCAAAUACAUUUAGUUAAAAUAAUGAAGACUCCAGUGACUGUUCUGAUGCCCUAAGAUUUUAUGAUUCAUAGGGCAUGGAAUGGAUCUCAGGAAAUUUAUCCUCCCCAACCUCUCAACACUGCUGUUUCUCCUUCAGUCCGGCUCUGUCCAAUUAUGGUAGCCACUGGCCACGUGUCGCCAUAGAGCACUUGGAACUUGGCUCAUGGCACAUGUUGGAAUGAUGCUGAGAGUCAGGGAGUGUUCAUUUAUAUAUGCCUUCCCCUGUUGUGCUUCCUGGGGUUCUGACUUAUACCUGCUGCCUACUGUGAUCACCUUAAGUCACCAUAGCUAUAUUGCCCGUCAUGGUUCAAAUAUGUAUCUUUGAGGUUUGCUUUUUCUAUUUAAGCUCUCAUAAACUUUUAUUUCAUUAUAUUUCUUCUGCAAAUGGUCAUCAAUCAUUGACCUGUUUGAACAUUAUUAUUCUCUCCCUUCUUCAGUUCCUUAUAUACUAGACUGAGAGAUCUUAUUUUUAGGAUUAUUAGCUUAAUCUGACUUUAUAGACAUUCCUUACUUUUUGAGAUGUAACAGUACAAACUCUUAGAUUUGUAGAGGAAGAGACUCUCACUUUUAAGAUGUUAGAGUAUAUGAUUAAAAUAUUUUCUAGGAUUAACAUUAUUCUGAAGAUUUGGGUGACCACUUCAAUCUCCUUAUAUUAUUAGUGUUUCAUCAUUGACUCAGCUAGGCCAGUAUUCUCCUUUAAAAAUUUUAGGCACUAGUUACCCAUUUAGAGAAUAAUUUGGCAAAUAGUUUAUUUAAAGUUGUGUAUUUGUCUUUUGCUGCUUAUUAUUAAUAUGUUUCAUGUGUGUAUGAUACCUAAGUGAUAUGCAUACGUAUAGCUGACAUAUUUUAAAGCUCUUUAGACAUUUCCUAUGGGGCUUCCUUGGUGACUCAAUGGCAAAGAAUCCACCUGCCAAUGAGAGAAGGAAGUAGCACCCCACUCCAGUAUUCUUGCCUGGGAAAUCCCAUGGAUAGAGGAACCUGGCAGGCUGCAGUCCAUGGGGUCACAAAGAGUAGGACAUGACUUAGCGACUAAACAUUUCUUGGUCAGAUACAUAAAUAGACAGAAAACAGCUUACAAAUAUUAAAUAGAUAAAAUUAUUUUAUACUGUUCUUUCAGAAGGAGUACAGGGUUUUCUCCCAUUUCCCUCCUCCCAGACCAAUUAUUUACAUAUUUUUUCUUUAUAUUAUUAGACUGUUUGUUGUAAAACCCUGUUUCUGCUCCUCAUUGUUGGUAGUUUUGUCUCUUAAACAUCCCUUAGACUUAGUUACUUUAGAAUGUUGAAGUGUAAUGAAAAGGACACACCAGAAUUUAGCUUGAGGAGUAAUAACUUCUGUGUUGAGUGGUUGCUGUUUGACCUUGAUGUUUAAGUCCAUUCCAGUCUGUUUAUAAUUUCAUAACCACAGAAAGAAAUGGUACAGGGGCUAUGUAGUAGAUUGAGAAGGCUGAGCAGGUUCUUGGCCUGAUCUAUCCCAUAGGACUAUGUGGAUCUAGCUUCACAGGAAGUCCAACCUUCAUUCUGUCCAGUUUGCAGAUGUGUCAGUGUAGUAAUACUGUAACAUGACUCUGCAUGGAAGAAAUUAAAGCAGCCACCUCACUGUAUUUCGCUAAUAAAGAGAGCAUACCAGUGCCUACGGGUUAGAUAUUUCAUAGGAAAACUCAAGGUACUUUAAUACUGACAUUAAGUUAAACCUAGUUGCAUAUUAAUAUAUAAUGUACCUUAUAUGUUAAUCCAGUAGUUCUUAGACACACGUAAUUUAAAUGAUGAAUAUAAGGGAUGCUGGUAUAUCCCAGUGGGAGCUUUUGUUUUACGGCUAUUUAAUAUUUUUUUUAGUAAAUUAGUUUUAAGUUUUUAGUUUGUGCUACAUCAUUUGGGGGAAAAAAAAGUUAGUUAGUCUCAGUGUAACAGAACUGAAAACCAGAGAAAUUGGAUAAAAUGAACGUGUUAAAGAAUAUUGCUUAUUUCAGUUUUAAAGGAAUUACAUUAUUUUGAAGUGCUGGAAGGUCUUCUUCAUUUUGAAGGGAAGGCUCUCCCUGCUUUAGAGUCAUGCAUUUUAAUUCGUUCUUGUCUUUAUCGGAGCCAAGUGUCCGAGUGGCAACUUUGGGUAUAGUAAAAAAGUUUAAAUAAUUUUUGUUAGUUCACUUUUUUUCUUGAAGUGAUUUUUUUCUUCAUAGUGGACAAAUGUGUCCUAUAUAGUGCUUUAAGAAAGUAAUUUACACAUAAAGAGAGAUUAUGGUAAACAUUAAAAAUCUUAGGCUAUUACUUUAACGGCUUUCAAAGACAGUACCAUUGGAUUCUGUAUAACUAAGAUUUGCAGAAGGAAGACACAUGUGUUUCACUGAUAUGUGCUACCCAGAAAAAUUACUUAAUUCUCAAUAGUGUAUUGCAUUCUCAUGUUAUGUUAGGGGAGAAUUUUAUAACUAAGUAGUUUAUUUUAAAAUUUUUUUCCUUUGCUAACUGCCAACAUCCGAACACCUGAAUGGAUACCAGCAGAUUCAUUUGUAUACUAGUGUUUUAAAAUAUUUAUUUGCAGAUGUUUAUAGAACUCUUGAAUUUUUUGAUGUAAGUUGCUGAAUCAUAUGUAAAGGCGAAAUAUAUAUUUAAUAAGUGAGAAGUAUUAUUUUAUUACUGAGGCUUAUUUCCAAAGCAAAUUUAUUUUGUAGGUACUUCACUUGGAAAAUUUUGCUUGACUUAAAACGCACAAACAAAUCUGUCUAGAGAUCUGGUCACCUAAAAAACCUUCAUGUUACCUUGACAUGUAGGGGAAUUUUAAUUAUAGGCCAUAGCGUUUUUGCAAAUCAAUGUUGGUUUCCUGUUGAAUCCUCAAACCUACCUGUAUGUACUUUGAAAUCUAAAGUUUUAUUGGUAACCAUUUUCAGCAUUUUUUCUCAAUUUUUCUCUUCUCAUUACAUUUGAACUUAAAUCCUGUCUUCCCCGUUCCCAGUGGUCACAGUUUUACAGAGCAAAAUAUGUUUAGAAAUGGAAGAUGUGACUUCUAAGUAAGAAGAAUGUGUUUAGUAGCAUCCAUCUGCUGAUCAAGUAGGCAUUGGAUCUGGUGCUGGAUCUGGUGCUAGAAAGUGAAAUGGCUUGUGGUAUAAAAGCAUUUUAUAAAUGCUUGUGGUAUAAAAGCAUUUAUAAGUCAAAAAGAAAGAAGAAAACUGUGAACUUCUGAUGUUUUUAAUAUCAAAACUGUGUUCCCAAAUGAGUGUUUAUUUGCUGAUUUUGUGUAAUGUUAUCAUUUGUGAUGUGUAAGCUCAUGCUGAUAUGAGAUAUAAAUUUUCAACAUGAAGACAUCCGUUCCUGUAGCCUAUUUUUAACAAUAAGACAUUUUUGAAAACAAAUAUCAUCUUAGAAACUGUAUUUUUAAGUGCAAAUAAAUCACCCCAUCUUGAAA
This is a messenger RNA of Dama dama (fallow deer), 9369 nucleotides long. RefSeq names its product tetratricopeptide repeat domain 39B (gene TTC39B). Gene Ontology annotation, molecular function: protein binding. The transcript is spliced from 20 exons. NCBI's taxonomy places the organism in Eukaryota, Metazoa, Chordata, Mammalia, Artiodactyla, Cervidae. The record is from RefSeq and is a predicted model, not a curated record. Gene Ontology annotation, biological process: cholesterol homeostasis; regulation of cholesterol efflux; regulation of cholesterol metabolic process. The coding region runs from base 372 to 2222 and encodes 616 amino acids.